AAGUUACUUGUUUUCCAGUCAUUUCAUUUUAAAAUCUAGUCAUUUUAGUAAAACCCACAAACAAAAGACGUGACACAAAAUUUCAAUUGCUAUUUUAUAAUAUUACAAAAAUUCUGUAAAAUUUUCGAUACACAAUGUCACUAACCCCUGAUGAUGGCAAGGAACCGGAAUUUUACCAACUGCAGACGUGCGAAGGCUACACCCUUGAUGUGGAGACUUCUGUAGUGGAGCAGAUGGGCACAUUGCGUGAUAUGCUGUUGCUGGAGACCUCCCACUCCACCGAAGUAAUACCGCUGUCGAAAAUUCAGUGGUGGGUCUUGGAUAUAGUGGUCCAGUGGUGCAGAUGGGUCCGGGACAGGAGUUCAAUGAAGAAGGACAGUAAUAGAGUCAAAUAUUUCGAAGGACUUCUCCGUGAGGGAAAGGACGAGGUAAUCUUUCAACUCCUCUUGGCGGCCAACUUUCUGCAUGUGGAGAGCUUGAUGAAAGCGGCGACGCAGUACCUGGCCGAUACUAUAUCAGCCUGCAACAGUGUUGAGGAAAUACGGGAUCGUUUCGACUUGCCGGAUGAUAUCCCCAGCGACGAAUUUGAAAUCGAUCCUUGAAAAUCAUAGCACAAAUUUGUAUUUGCCCAGAACUCUAAAUAAAAAUUCUCAAUUUUUUGUAAGUAA
This is a messenger RNA of Drosophila bipectinata, 668 nucleotides long. RefSeq lists its product as uncharacterized. Lineage: Eukaryota; Metazoa; Arthropoda; Insecta; Diptera; Drosophilidae. The record is from RefSeq and is a predicted model, not a curated record. Gene Ontology annotation, biological process: SCF-dependent proteasomal ubiquitin-dependent protein catabolic process. Gene Ontology annotation, cellular component: cytoplasm; nucleus. Gene Ontology annotation, molecular function: cullin family protein binding.